Molecule: messenger RNA, 522 nt
Organism: Zingiber officinale
Lineage: Eukaryota; Viridiplantae; Streptophyta; Magnoliopsida; Zingiberales; Zingiberaceae
Product: transcription factor MYB114-like
Exons: 2
Coding region: 1-522 (173 amino acids)
Source: RefSeq, a predicted model, not a curated record
AUGGGGAGUUCCUCAUGCUGUUCCAAGGCAAAGGCAGCAGGGCUUCAAAGAGGAGGAUGGUCCUCUGAAGAAGACGCAUUGCUCACAAACUACAUCCACUUGAAUGGAGAAUGCAGGCUGAGAUGGAUGAAUUACUUGCGGCCCGGGAUCAAGCGAGGCAACAUCGGAACUGACGAGGAAGACCUCAUCAUUCGGCUCCACAGGCUGCUGGGCAACAGGUGGUCAUUGAUAGCGAAGAGGCUCCCUGGUCGGACCGUCAACGAGAUCAAGAAUUAUUGGAACAGUCACCUGAGCAAGAAGCUCUCGUAUCGGCAGCCAGAAGGCCAAGAAGGCAGAGGACACGCUCGAGGUCUUCUCUCCGACAGCAGGCAGACGUUAGUGAAAGCGGUGACUUGCGCGAGGGAGGAGAUGCCAUGGAAUACGAGCAUUACGAUCGAGAGGCUCUUCAACGAGUACUCGCAGCUGUUGGCCAAUUCAGGAACAAAGACAACCUUUUAUGAACAAGUUCACUUGCAUUCAUGA